Molecule: messenger RNA, 7820 nt
Organism: Macrobrachium nipponense
Lineage: Eukaryota; Metazoa; Arthropoda; Malacostraca; Decapoda; Palaemonidae
Product: UPF0430 protein CG31712-like
Exons: 4
Coding region: 1865-2902 (345 amino acids)
Source: RefSeq, a predicted model, not a curated record
UCACUCACUGGCUUCGAGGGUUGAAGUGUCCCAGUUUGAAGAGAUUUUGCUCUUUCGGCUACAUUUGUCGCCGUUGAAUGUUCUCGACGGCGUUUGGGCCUCAUCUGUUUUGGGCAGAACUGGGGCAUUGGGCGUACGAAUCUGGGUGACUUUGGGACGUCUCACCUGAGAGCUGGAUGGCACUGUAAGCGGGGCCGACGGCGACCCUCUCCGCCCGGCAUACAUCCGUCGGCGCCUUCGCCGGGAGCACAGCACGCCCACUGAUCACCCCGCCCACUGGGGCAUCUUACAUAUACAAACACACGCGCACACAUAUACUCACACGCGCGCUCACACCCACUUUACGCCUAGCCGCCCGCACUCAACCAGUUGCAGAUCACGCUGGGGUGGGCAGGGAAGUAGCCGCACCGAGGCAUCAGUCAGCUUAGGGCAUCAGAAGUGGCUGUUCAACUCGAGACCUUCCAUUGCAGCUUCACCUCGAAGCUUGUCACCGUAGGGCACACGGGGGAAAGACGGCAACUACAACGGUAACAACAAUAGCAAAAACAACAACAACAACAACCUUUAUCUGCCUUGUGUGGUAUCAGGGAAAGUGCUGCUCCACGUGGUGUCUGAUGCUUCAUGGCUCCCUAAGACCGUCGUCAUCCUUCCCACUGUUUCAGCGCCCUACCUGACGGAGGGUACACAGACCCUCGUAGCACCCUCCGACGAACGUGUGCUUGCAACAUCUUCGGGCGAGGUCUCCGUCACCACUGCUGCAGUUUUAAUACAACUGCUGCAGCUGCUGCUGCUGCUGCUGCUGCUGCUGUGCUGUGCUGCUGGGCAGUGAAAGCGUCGUUCUGGCGGUUUGGGUUCCCACCGCCACGGCAACUUCGGCAAGAAAGAAGCAGUGUCUUUAGUACAUUGGUGGAGACAACUGUACGUUGGUCACUUCUCAACCCUCAUUCGUGAUACCUGCACCGUCCUUCUCUUUGCACUCUUACUGCACUCUUCCUUUCGCUGGCUUUCGUAUUCGAGAGCAUCGUUUGGGUUUUUGAACACCAGCAUUCGUGAAGGGAAGAGCGAGAGAAGGAAAUAUUGGAAGUUGAAAAGAAUUUCUGUAUCCGGAUUAAAGUGCUUACAAGCGUGCAAGUUCACCAAUAAAAGUUACGAGCGCAGACCAGAAAAUUGUUUAUAUAUAAAGUGUGACGAUAUUGAAACCAACCACCACUGCUUCGAUAUUCCUUACCCGGAUUGAUUAAAAUACCAUUCGGUAAUUGGUGUUAUUAUUCUGUUAACAAUUCGGAAACUAUAGAGCGUUUCGGUGGCAUCCUUGUGGGAAAAAAAAUUAUCGUCCAAAUUCGAACAUUCGUACGUUAGACGAAAUUUGUGAUUAAAGAUAAGUGAUUUAACAUAACAAAAUUCAUAAUUCCAAAUUGGAAAAAAAUUAAAACGAAGAUAUCAUUUAAAUCCGAGUGAAGUUGAAUUUGAUAUACAGUUGAAAAAGGGUGAAGUUCUUCUGAAGCCACAUUUAACCAGUGAUAAUCGUUGGAAGUAGUAUAAAGUGUUUUUGAAUGAGAUAAGUGCUGAGUUAAGUGCUGACUUAUAGCGGCACUCGGACUCAGCAUGUCGUGCUGAUUUUCUCAGCCCAACAUGAGGGCAUCCGGCAUCCAACAAGUAAGCUGGAGGCUUAGACGAGAGGGAGGAGCAGUGACUUCUUCUUCUUCUUCACUAUCAUCAUUGUCGUCGUCAUCGUCAAGUGUGCUGGUUCCCCUCCCCCACCACCAUCACUGCUACCAUCGUCUUCUGCACUGUCGACGAAAUCACUAUUACCACCAUCCGGGCCGACCGACCAGAAAUGGCGCAGUAGAGCUCAGUAGUCACCAUGCGUUUUAGGGAAACCAUGAUGCAUGUGCUGGUGGUUUGGCUGUUUGUGGGUUGGGUUCGGUCGCAUCAAGACGGUCCCGCCCAAGAUGACAGAGACAGGCGAGCGUACCAGAGAAGAAGGAUGCUUGAGCGACUGGCCCUUCGAGGUUACGAGGCUCGAGAACGUGAGAGAUUGGCCGCAGAGUUGUUGGCUAGACUUGAAAGCCACCACACCAGCACCAGUAGUCCAUUAUGGCGCCAACAGCCUGACCACCACCGGAGUCUCAGCAGACCUAACAGCCAAAUGUUUCAAGAUGCUCCAUAUCUAGAGGUGGCCUCUUUCGAUCAAGUUUACCCACAGCUUGAAGUCCUUCGGGAGGAAGAGGUUGAAACUCAGGUAGAGGAGGAGCCUGAAUUUGCAAAAGUUUCCAUGGAAUUGGAGGAGACAAAAGAUGUCCUCCGUCAGUUCCUCAUCAGAGAGAUGUUUCCUGACAAGACAAAAACACGACGGCAUGUUGCCGAAGAAACAUUAACCGAACUAACGACUCGACGUUCUUCCACCCGUGAGGAGCGGAAAAAACUGAAAGAGGAGAAGAGGAGGAAAAAGGAAGAGAAGAAGAAAAAAAGAGCAAAUAAAAAGAAUAAAAAAAGAAAGCAGGAGCAGGAGUUUAAAUCAUAUCUUAGAAACCAGAAUAUCAGUAUCCAUGAAGUUGAUGGGGAAUCUUUCUUCGACUGCUGUCCCUCAAAGAUGAUUGUGGUACAGAAGGCAGUAGGGAAAGCUUCUAAUAACCGCGCCGUGGAAAUUAUGGAGACCCAAGACACAUUUUAUGAACGUGUCUGUCUAGACGAGGUGUUGGACAAGGAGUGUAUCUUCCCCGCUCGCUCUCUGAAGAAGGGAGUGGUCACAAGAUGCGCCCAGGAGUGGUCUUAUUCCCAGGCAUUUAGUCGCCCCUAUGACAGUGCGGAGGAAUUCAAAGUGAGCCACAUCCAAGUACGUUCAGGGUGUUCUUGCCAAGUUAGUCUCACUCACAAGAAAAAGAGAAAAAGGAAAAGAUGAGAAUUAAUGGACCUGGGCCAACGCAUGAGUUUGCCGGCCCCUUAAAAGGUCUACUCACUUGCUAUGAGAGUAGGGUGGAACUCAGUUCUGGAAAAAAGCUCUGUUGUGAGUUCGCCCACAAGAAAGUCCUCAUUCUAAACUCUUGUUGGUGUUAUGAAAACUUUAUGUCUCCUGAUCCACAUUGACACUUAGUGUUUGGGAACAAGAACAUUUACAGAAACUUAAUAUAUAAUGGUUAAUGAUAAUUAUCGUAGUGUUUGAUUUCCAUACUAAGACAUUUGCACUAAGUGUUUUAUAUUUGCAGUUUGUAGCCAUUUUCAAGUCUGAAGCUGCAACAGCAGUGCUGGCAGCAGCUGCUGUUGCAGCAGUGAUUAAUACAUGGCAAAGUUUGUCCUUGUAGUCGCCUACAUUAAGCGAAGAUGAUGAUGAACGGCUACAUAGACGACGACAUCGAUGUGAGUGUAGUAGCUCCCGAGCGUCCCAGCAGAUGUCGCUAAAGAGGCCGGUGAAAUGUAGUAGUUCCCGAGCGUCUCAAAAGUUAAUUGUAAGAGGCUCACGGAGUGCAGUAGUGACCAAGACUUUCCAAAGCAAAAUAUCGCCUAGGAACUCUCGAAGCCCAGUAGUUCGUGAGCAUCUCCAAGUAUGUCAUAAAGAGGCUCAUGGAACCAGUGUCCACAGUGGCGCAUUGGCCAGGCGACGGCCCGGACUUGGCCUACCCACGUAGCAUAAUUACCUCAGUGCUUCGCGCGUUUUAGAUUAUAUUGUAAACAAAACCUUAAAAGUAAGCGAAAACGCGUGAUGUACCUUUCGACGUGCCGGUUCGCCCGGUGAAAAGAUAAUCAACAGCUAACACACUCAUUUUCCCAACUUCUCUUCUUCUCCUUCUUAUUCUCUUCGACUUUGUCAAACGAAAGAAGAGAAAAUAGAAAUUUGCAUUUUCAAAUUGAUGAAUCUAAUUGAAUCUCAUAUUUGUCAGAUCUUGUAUUUAUUAUUAUUGUUAUCAUUAUUAUUAUGAUUAAUAUUUUAGCAUUAUUUAGCUUCUCUUCAUCUCACACGAAUCCCUCUGUUCACUAAUUAUUGUACAUAGAAUUGGUGUGUAUAUUUUGAGUUUGACAUGACAAAUAAGCGAUUCUUGUCUAUUAUUUUAUGUAUGAUAUAAAGGUUAUAUUUUUCUUUACUUUCAUGUAUAAAAAAAUAAAUUCAAAUAUUACUUUUCUAAUCAGUGGCACAGGGAAUGUUAAUCCUCUAUUGCCCUUACUCUAUCUUCCGCUGUUCGAAUUCUACUAUUUCCUGUCCCUUCGUCCCUGACGUGGGACCCAUAUUCUUUUCCUCACUGCCUGAUGCCUACCAUCUCAGUCUCCACUCCUCCUUCCCCUGUUCCUCUCAUCUCCUCUCCUGUUCGUUCCCUCCCUCCCUCCCUCCCUCCCACCCACUGCCUGAGAAUUCUUAGUGGCCAAAGAGAGGGUCUGUUGUUUUGUACCUUCUUGUACUUCACACGCAAAACAAUGACUUCACGGAUGAUUAAUUUGUAUCAUUUCCGCAGAAUCAUGGAAUCCUAACCUGUUAACGUUUCUAUGUCAGCACCUUGUACCUUCGCCGUAAAUAGCAUUCAUCUUCUUUUAUGAUAGACAAAGAGAAAACUAGCUCAAUGAAAAUAUAGGAGUUAAGGGAUCUGAGCCAACGCACGAGUUUGCCGGCCCAGUUCUAGAUCACCUCAGAUGUUAUCGUAUGAGAAUCAGGUUAAACUGUUCUAGAAAGAAGAAGAAGAAAAAAAGAAAUUCUCAAGCGUUUACCCACAAUUAUAGCUCAAGUCAUCAUUCUAAACUUUCUCUGGUGUUCUGAGAAGUUUGUGUCUUCUGGUCCAUUUUGAACAUGUGUUAGAGUGUGAUUUGAUGCAACACGACAAGGUACUUCUUUUCGAUUGAACGGUGAAUUCAAGGCCAGUCGCGAACACCUCCAAAUUGACGUUGUCUGACUAAUGACCAAGAGGAACAAACGCUAUUUCAGCUUAAAAGAAAACGAUGAUGAUAAGAUAUUAAUAUUCUGCCCACUUCCUAACAGACAGUCCCGGUGCAUAUACAUAUAUAUAUUUAUAUAUACCAAAGUUUCUGUAGAGAUCUUACAAGCGUUCAUUGUUUCCUCCACUCAUAGUUGAGGAUGCAUUUGAUUCUAUUACUUGUACUCGAUGAAUAGUUCCGUGUCUUCUUGAGCUCUGAUUGCAAGCAUUCUUCCAGUUGCGAGGAAUUAUCCCCAGUCAUGAAUAGGAAGGAAAAAAAAUUGUACUCCUGUCUUGAACUGCUUUGUCUUCACUUAUAACCUGAAGACCAUGGCUCGCAGUUUAAAAGAUGUCGUUAUAGAAAACAAGUCGAAAAUCACGUAAAGUUGGUGGUCUGACGUUCAGCUUUGUAUUGCUUCUCGUCCAAUUUAUUCCUUGGGUUUUGACUAAAUUUAACUCGAGGUCAUAAAUUUGUCUAAUUCCAGUCCAGUCAUUGUAAUUGUUAUGCGAGUUUUAACAUCCAUAUAAUACUGGGAAUUGUUAAAGAGUUUGAUAUUGAAAACUUCAUUGACCACGUUACAAAAUUAUAAUGUACCAAAUAUAGAACUUGUGAUAGCAAUAGAAUUUAUAUUUGGAUUUUCGUGAUUUUUCUGUACAUAAUCGGAAGUACAUCAACGGAGACAGACACAAAAUAUGAAGGUAAAACUAGAAUAACCUCUUUACCAAAUAUCUGUAGGCAUAUUAUUCUUGAAAUUCUCAACCAAAUGAUAAAAAAGGAGAAAUCCUGUAAUGUCUUCAAGAUAGCCAGUUCAUGAAAACCACUUUCAUGUCCCCUUCAAGCCCAACAGUAUUCCUUUUCGAAAAACACCUUAUUUACCUAACUUAAAACUGCAACUUAUUCUGGUCCAAAUUGUUCCCUUCGUAUUGUAUAAACCUCCUGUUUUGUUAACACUUUAUUUUUAAGUAUUAUUUUCCCGUUUUUUUUAUUUCAUUUUAUUUUCCAUGUGAUUCAUAACUGUUGAACAGCAUUUUUUAUUUUUAUUUUUCCAUUUUUUAUAGAAAGUUUUAUCCUAUGUGACAUGUGUCAAAUAUUUGUAUAACCAAUGUUCAUGUGCCAUCUAAUGAUAUUUUAAAACGUCAUUUCUAAAUCAUUUUGAGUAACAAUAUUAUUAUUAUUAUUAUUAUUAUUAUUAUUAUUAUUAUUAUUAUUAUUAUUAUUAUUAUUAUUAUUAUUAUUAUUAACCUAAUGUGUUCUGUUUGUGUGUUCAUAUCGUUGCAAUGUCCUAUGUAAGUUGUGCACAGGAAAUCCACAGAUGUUAUUUUUAGUUUCUUUUUUCUUUAUUAUUAUUAUUUUUAUUAUCAUUAUUAUUGUUAUUAUUAUUAUUAUUAUUAUUAUUAUUAUUAUUAUUAUUAUUAUUAUUAUUAUUAUUAUUAUUAUUAUUAUUAUUAUUAUUAAUUAAAAGCCACAGUAGUGUUAAAAAUAUUUAAGCUCAGAGUUACAAUGUUAAGGAGAGACUUUCAUUCUGAUGAUGGACACGGAGUAGUAUCUGCAAGUCUCUCCUUAACUCUUUGGAUAAAUAUUUUUUAACUAUUGUGGCUUUUAAUUCUUGAUAUUAUAGCCUCGUUACAUGGGUUCCUUGGUUCAUUAUCAUUAUUAUAUUAUUAGUAAUUCGUGAGUCUGCAGAAAUCAAACUAUUAUUAUUAUUAUUAUUAUUAUUAUUAUUAUUAUUAUUAUUAUUAUUAUUAUUAUUAUUAUUAUUAUAUCAUAAAUUUUACUGAGUAUCAAAAGAGAAUGGUUAUUAUUAAGACUGUAAUAGCAUGGUAAAACUGUUUGGAUUCCUUGUAAUGUUAUUUGUAUGUGACCUUGGUUAUUUGUACUUUACGUAUGUAUAACUUCCCUCAAGGGCCCCUGUGCCUCGUGUUUAUAUAUUCCACUCAGAAAAAAAAAAGAGAUCAUUAUUAUCCCAGAACAUCCCUAUUCUAGGAAAAACAAAACUUUCCGGGUCCAUUUUUAUAAACUUGAAACAAACCAUACAAGUUCAUUUCAGGGUAUUUUAGAUAAUCUCUCAUUGUAACACAAAGCAGCUUCCGAGAUUCUGUUCGAGUUCGUUCGUCGAUGUGCACACCACACAAUAAAUUGAUGAGAUUCAGGCUUUUCCCCUUUAUUUAUAUUUUGUAUUUAGAGUCGGUGUUCCCCUCGUUGAGGCUCGACUAGAAUUUCGGAAUUUGCUUUCUCGUAGAAUACCCGCCCAGAGUCAUAACCUCUGAUUACUGGCCAACGCAGUUGACAGCACCGUAAUUCAUCUCAUCUAAUUUGCGAAAGUUGCGUGUUGAGAAGCAUUGAUUGUGUAUUGCAGAAUUAUAGGAUGCACAGGUCUUCAGAGAAGCUACAAAUGGUUGUAUUAAUGUACUUCAUUCAUAUUAGAAAGUAUUUUUUGUAGGUACGAUAAUCUUGUUAACCGUGUAUGAUAUAACCUUGUGCGUUAUGGCGUCGCAUCAAUAAGCGACAUGUUUACUUGUGGCAAUCUAGCCUGAAAACGAUGAAUAUCAAUGUACCAAUUGGUUUCUAUAAGUGACAGUUUACAAACCUCUCACCGUUGUCCAAAGGGGGAAAAAUAAAGUUGCUGUAACUAACCAACCUAUGUAGUACCCUUGGAGAGGCAAGAAGAGAGAUUUGAAAUGGAGUCAUAAAUCAGCGAAAUCCAUCAUUCGCUGUGCUAAAUUUUUUUUCUCUCUUUCACUUCAUGAAACAGCUUCAGACCUUAAAGCUGCUGUCUUUGCUGGCCUUGGAAUCAUUCCGUAUCUUCUCAUGAGAGUGAAAUCAUAAUUUAAUGCCAGCCCCUAAAGGAAUCUGAAGUUUGUGUAAGGAUAUUACUCAUUGCCAGAUGGAAAAGCCAGUAAAUAAAAUAUUAUAAAGCUGUG